AAACCAUGUGGACGAGCGGCGAGUAGAGACACAGCGAAGGACCAAGGGGGCUAUGCUUCGCGGCAAGAGCAAGAACAGGUCGGAGAACGAGGACAACGAGGCGGAGGGUAAGCAGAGGAGGCCGAAAUGCGCCCGCUGCAGGAACCACGGUCUGAUCUCGUGGCUGAGGGGUCACAAGCGAGAGUGUCGUUACAGGGAAUGCCUGUGCCCUAAGUGCUCCCUGAUCGCCGAACGCCAGCGGGUGAUGGCAGCGCAAGUUGCCCUGAAGAGACAACAGGCGGCCGAGGACGCGAUCGCCCUUAAAAUGGCCAAGGUGGCGACCGGUCAGAAGCUCGAUCGGCUUCCACUGGGGAAGAUCUUCGGUAUGUCGGUGACGGAGCCGAAAUCCACAGUGGAUUCAAACGACGACGCGAUCCUCGCGACGAAGAAGCAAGACGGGGCUUUGGAGGACUCGAGGGAUCUUCCGCGCGUGUCCACCGUCGACGGCGCGUUACCAGCUCGUCUUCAAAGCUGUUCAGAUGGUCCGGAAAUCCACUCGAGAUCCAGAAGUCUCCUCUUCGACGCGCCCGCCAACAAACUGGAAGACUCCAAGGAGCCCACCUCGGUGUCGCAGACCUCGGUGGAGACUCUGGCUCGCCUCUUCCCGAACACUAAGCUCUCGGUCCUGCAACUGGUGCUGCAACGUUGCGGGCAGGACCUGCUGAAGGCGAUCGAGUACUUCGCGAGCGACAAUCUGGGCAUCGAGCCGAUGUCGUCGAGCGGCCGCGUCUCGGCUUUUCGACCACCGCGGCCCCCGCAGACGACGAUCGUCGACAACGGCGCCGGCGAGCAGCAGCAACAGCCGCAACCGGUCGCCGGCGCGAUGCUGGCACCGAUCUACACCAGCCUGUCCAGGAACGUCUACGGAGACGCCGGCUAUUGCCUGCUGAACAUCGUGCCCGAACAGUUCGCCAACGUCGUCACGGCCGACACCAGCGGUACUGGCCUGCCGAUCGCGAAGACCGCAUCCGACCAGGAGACUCUCGCGCUCACCAACUUCCGCUACAAUAAUUACUUCAGUCCCGGCGUACAGCAGCAACUGCGGGAGCACGUGUGCGCCCAAGUGGCCGAUCGCCUAUCAGCCAGAACUGGCAUACUGCAUCAUCUACCGCCCAUGUUGCCGGGCAUCCCCUGCGUGCAGCCCAAUUGCGCGCAAUGCAACUACAAGUUUGCGUGAACGCACCAGAUUUAGACCCGUAUUACCAGUCGUUACUUGAGACUUGUCUUAUGUAAGAUACUUGGAUUCGAAUUCAGAAUUGGAUCCAAGUUUGUCAGUUGUGUUGUAUGAUAUACAUGCGAUUUUUGUAUCUCUAAUUGCGUGCCAAUUGAAAAACGUCUAACUCUGAAUUCAAAUCUAAGUAUCUCAUUUGAGACAAAUAAUGACCACUAAUAUAGGCCUUAGACGCGCUUCCCUUCGGAUGUGUACACCACGGGUGAUCUGAACUUUCCGCACUGUAUGCCCAAUAAAAAUAUAAGUUCCGUGCAGAAAAGACAUUUUUUCACACUGAAAACUGAAUAAUAACCAAAUCGGUCAAACUUUCGCGUUGCGAUGAUCUUCUCUUUCUCUCUCUCUCUCUUUCUCUCUCGUUUGAAGGAAAAAUAUAACAGUUAAGCUUCAAGAAAGCCUCAAUAAGAGCGAUAUUAGGGCGUUUUGAUAUAUGCAGACUGAGCUUUAAUAAAGCCUUAAUACCUACUAGGCAAAACACUAAUCUUCACUAAUCCUUCUAAUCGGAUUUAGUGGGGAAAAAAUUUCGUGUGAUUGAACGGAGGACCAGACGAAAAAUUACAUCUCUAUGGCCAAAAAUAUUCAUCUGAACAUUUAGCUGAGUUAAAACUCAGCUGAGACAACUGGUAAACUGAGGGCCAUUGGCUGAAUAAAAUCCUGCUACAAGAAUCUGUUCCCACCACCGAGUUGGUUCAUUUAGUUCCCAGAAAAAUUAGUCGCACUAGCGGAGUUGUUUUUCUCAUAUCUAGAUAUCAUGUUUGAAUAUAAUAUAAAGCGAGAUGAUACGUCAAAUUAUCGGAAUGACAAAUUAGUCGAAUAAUCAACAAUCAUAAUACAUAUACUAGUGAGUUCUCGUCUGGUCAAGGUAUUAGUGAAACUCAUUGUAGAGUCGGUUUGAAGAACGAUUUAGAGAGAGACACAAUGAAGUUGGAAUCUCGCCAAACCGUCAAAAUUGAGAGUCGUUAUCGACGGGCUUAUUCAAUAAUAUAAUUAGUCAUAAUGAUAAUAAAUAUCAUUACUGCGCAAGCCCGUAGAUAAUGAGUCAAUCAUGAUAGUUUGGCGAGAUUCCAAUUUCAUUGUAUCUAAACCGUUUUGCGACUAAGUAUAUAUGUUUAUAUUGUCAAAAUACGUUCUAAUGUCGCUCUUAUCGAUUUAGGCGG
Messenger RNA from Odontomachus brunneus, 2424 nucleotides. Its product is annotated as doublesex- and mab-3-related transcription factor A2-like. The record is from RefSeq and is a predicted model, not a curated record. Lineage: Eukaryota; Metazoa; Arthropoda; Insecta; Hymenoptera; Formicidae. Gene Ontology annotation, cellular component: nucleus. Gene Ontology annotation, molecular function: protein binding; DNA-binding transcription factor activity, RNA polymerase II-specific; RNA polymerase II cis-regulatory region sequence-specific DNA binding. The transcript is spliced from 4 exons. Gene Ontology annotation, biological process: regulation of transcription by RNA polymerase II; sex differentiation. Bases 53 to 1216 code for a protein of 387 amino acids.